AUGACUUUCUUCACGCCGCAAUUCCAAAUCGUCUCCGACCUCCACCUUGAAACCCCCGUGAACAACCCACAGUACUUGAACGUCAACCUGACAGUCACCGGCAGCGCACUCUUCUUAUUAGGAGACAUAGGCCUAGUCAUCCACGAAAACCUCUUUGUCUUUUUGUGCGAUCUCCUUGACCAGAACCGCGGAUGUCGUAUCUUCUACGUCAUUGGCAACCACGAAGCGUACCACACGACUCUCGAGCAUGCCGUCGAACGAAUGCGGGAGUUCGAAAAUUUGGCGAGGCGGGAAUACGGCGGUCGUUUUCGUCUGCUGUGCCGCGAUCGGCCGCCGAGGUGGGGUCCAGGAUGA
This is a messenger RNA of Alternaria viburni, 354 nucleotides long. RefSeq lists its product as uncharacterized. The record is from RefSeq and is a predicted model, not a curated record. The transcript is spliced from 2 exons. Lineage: Eukaryota; Fungi; Ascomycota; Dothideomycetes; Pleosporales; Pleosporaceae. Bases 1 to 354 code for a protein of 117 amino acids.